Molecule: messenger RNA, 788 nt
Organism: Xylona heveae TC161
Lineage: Eukaryota; Fungi; Ascomycota; Xylonomycetes; Xylonales; Xylonaceae
Exons: 3
Coding region: 105-650 (181 amino acids)
Source: RefSeq, a predicted model, not a curated record
CAAUUCCACAAGUCAACAAGCCAGCUCCUGCAAUAAUCAAUAAUUCCUCCAUUCGCAAUUAGCACAGAUCAUCGUCUUUUGCCCAUACAAACACCAGGUUGAGAAUGGGCUUCGUAUCAACCGCCACAGCACUUCGGUGCCUGUCCAUCUUCCACCUCACGCUGGCAUACUACUUUCUGACCAGCCCCGUGCGCGUUGCGGAUCAGAAUGCCGUCUUCAUACUUGGCGAAGCCAUGGGAAUUCCGCACUCGCUUUCCUUGACUCUACCAUCCGCAUCAACGGCAGUGAUUGGACUGCUCCUCGCAUUCAUCGGCCUGACCGACUUGUCGUCUACGGGUCUGCCAGAGGACAUGGCGAAUUACUUCUGGAGCUCUCAGGCGCCUAUACGCCUAUUAUUCUUCUUCGGGAUUACCGGCUACGCGUACCUAUUUUCGCAAUGGUCGAAUGUGGCUGCUGAUGAUGAUGAUGUCGACCUUGUCAAUGAUGCCUCGGGCGCUGCGGGCGAGAAUGCAAAGAACAGUGUUGUUUUUGCUUGGGGGUUCUUCGAAUUGGUCGUGUGGUUUUAUAUUUUCAUCACGCUCCGGGAGGAACGAACAGCUCUUGCUGCUAAAUUGGCUGAGCGCAAACAGGCAGAGGAGGAAAGAUUAUAAAUGGUUGUGUAUUGGUAGAUUUGGGCAUGGUCGGGAAAAGUUGUAUUCUCUAGAUUUUUUUUUACCCUACUUUACAAAUUUACAAACAACAUGCAGAUGGGAGCUACAUUUUACUGGUAUAUAUCCGCUGGAACGGAG